Messenger RNA from Parnassius apollo (apollo), 1719 nucleotides. Lineage: Eukaryota; Metazoa; Arthropoda; Insecta; Lepidoptera; Papilionidae. The record is from the annotation of a GenBank genome assembly.
AUGCGGCGUUAUAAUUCCGAAAAUGAUGUAGCAUGCUUGGAGGGCUCAAUAACCAAUGAUUCAGUUAUUAUGUACGGUGAUAGUUUAAGGAGCCUUCCAGACGUAUCUAUACACAAUAGCUCAAGGAUGAUUGAAUUAGAAAUGCAAAUUGAACAACUAAAACAAACUCUUCAAGCUGCUAAUACAGAAGUAGAUAAUUUUAUAUUGCAGAACAAUGACUUGCAAAGGGAACUAGAAAACUGCCAGAUGGUGAUUAAAUCACUAAGAGCUAUACAAACUUUAGGACCUGAAAAAAUACGCGGAAACUACGACAUUAAAAUGGGGACAUCAUAUGUGGAUGAAAUUCGAAGAAUUGUGAGCAAAGAAAAUAGAAAAUUCAACAUUUUGUUAGGAAGUAUAAUAUACGACAACAUAAAUGAUGAUAAAAUCUUUACUAUUAAUAAAGAACUCUUUAAUCUAGCUGCGGUAUCUGAGAAUGUCAGAUAUCUUGAAAUAAAUGUAAAAGUCAAGAGUAUUAAUAAUAAAUAUUUAGAGCUAAAAUUAUUAACAGAAAAUACAACUUGUGAUGUGCUUUGUCUAACAGAGACUUGGACCAAUGAAUUGAAAUUAGGCGUAAUGACUAUUGAAGGCUUUAUACUUGUAUCAUAUUACAAUAGGAUGCUAUUUGAACAUGGAGGUACAGCUACUUUUGUUAGACACUCACUUGAAUAUAAAAUAAGACAUGACAUUGUAAAGUUGAGUAUUGAAAUGAAUUGUGAACUAGCGGCAAUUGAAGUAAAAUCGUCUAAAUUAGUUAUUAUUUGUGUAUAUAGACCUGAUUAUGAUUAUUUAAUAUUCGAAGAUAUUAUGACUAAAGUUAUCGAAAAAAUAGGGAGGGAAAACAAAAGAAUUGUAAUUGCAGGAGAUUUUAAUUUAAACCUAUUGAAACCAAAUAAUAAAGUAUCCAAAUUUUUAAAACUAUUGAGUGAAUUAAAAUGUAAAUUCGUCUUAAAUGAGCCAACCCGAACCAAAGGGAAGUCUUCCACAUGUAUUGAUAAUUUCAUUUUAAAUGACGAUGAUGAUUUUCAGUAUCACAGGGGUAAAGUAUUAGACGUAAAGUUAUCAGAUCAUAACGUCAUAGAAUUAAAGUAUAAAUUGAAUUCUAAAUAUCCUAAACCAAAGGAGAAGACUGAGGUUAGAUCUAGAAUAAUAUCUCAGGAAAAUAUAAAAUAUUUUCAUUACUUGUUCUGUAAAGACUUUGAAUGUGUAAGAAAGGAUGUAAAUUUGAAACUUGACGCAAAUGAGAAAAUGAACAUUCUUAUAGACUAUAUACAAUAUUGGGAUUACACUGCAUUUCCAUUAAAAACAAUAAAACCUAUAAAAAAUAAGAAUAAACUAACAACCAAGGGUAUUUUGAUAUCUAGAAAUAAUCUUCAAAAACUCGAAAUAUUGCAUAACUUGUAUCCAGAUAAAAUUAGAAAGUCCAAUCUAAAUAGAUAUAAGAGAAUAUAUAGAAAAGUACUACAAACAGCCCAAAAACUUAGGAACGCGUCUAGAAUUAAAAAUUUCACGAAUAAAAUUAAAACUACUUGGACUAUUAUUAAGGAACAAAAAAAUCAUGUUAAAACACAAAGAAUAAAUAAAAUUACUAAAAUUAAAAAUCACUAUGGGGACAUAAUUACAAAUAAUAAAAAUAUGGCAAACAGUUUCAAUGAGUUCUUUUGCAAUAGAAAAAUGUAG